Molecule: messenger RNA, 3817 nt
Organism: Podospora pseudocomata
Lineage: Eukaryota; Fungi; Ascomycota; Sordariomycetes; Sordariales; Podosporaceae
Exons: 3
Coding region: 2107-3693 (528 amino acids)
Biological process (GO): ubiquitin-dependent protein catabolic process; protein polyubiquitination; positive regulation of proteasomal ubiquitin-dependent protein catabolic process
Cellular component (GO): cytoplasm; ubiquitin ligase complex
Molecular function (GO): ubiquitin protein ligase activity; ubiquitin conjugating enzyme binding; zinc ion binding
Source: RefSeq, a predicted model, not a curated record
GAGCUUGUCAGAUCAACAGGUGGGGUGUGAACAGAGACCGCGCUUGUGGCGCAAACCACGAUACGAGUGUUUGUAAGACAACUGGACGUGGUGAGGUUACCACGGGCUUCUUCGGUUCGAGAUGACCCCCACGAUCUUGGGUGUCAAACUGUCUGGGUGGUGCAAUCGAUGGUCGUUAUGCCCUUGGCGCAAGCAUGAGAACGUAUUCCCUGGUGCUGGAGCCGAACUGAACCAUGUCCUUAUUCCGUAGCUCCAAAUAGCGACUCUCUGGGAUCUUGUCGCCGUUGAGCAUGGUGCCAUUGGCGCUCUCGAGGUCUAUCAGGUAUGGUUUCACCCGGCCAAUCUUGUCGCCAAACUCGUUCCGCUUCUCGGCGUAUCGGAACUGAAUAACGGCAUGCUGCUUGCUGAUGCUUGGAUGUUCGGCAAGAAGAUCGACAACGGCUUGCUCCCUCCCAACUAGCCAGCAGCUGCGACUGCCAAGAUCGAUAGUAUCAACAAUCUCUUCGCCCUUGAAAACAAACAGCUUCCACUCGUCGCGUGGUGAAGGUUUCCGUGCCUCUGCUGGUUCAUGGUAUUUUAGGGUGAUGGUCGUUCCGUCCGCUUGGGUCACCGAGUUGGAAGCAGCAGCCAGGGCGCCCGAGUUGCCGAAGUUGGGCUUUUCCUUGGGCUUCUCAGGCUCGCCGCCGUUACUGACUGCAAAAGAGUCAUCCUGGGAGGGCAAGGGGCCACGAUGUUUGACAAGAUUUCGCUGGCUAUCCGACCUUGCCUCGCGCGGCGCGCUCGGCCGUGAGGGUGAAUGUCGACCCUCUGAACUACGAUGGCGCCUCCGACGUUCUCUGCCGCUAUUACCCGAGUCGCCAUCGUCGCGUGGCUUCCUGCUGUCUCGUUCCGCACUCCUGUCCCUGUGGCUGCGGUGAUCUCGGUCCCGAUCUCUGUGGCCAUCCCUUUCCCUUCUCCUUUCCCUGUCUCUAUCUCUGUCUCUUGAGCGAUCCCGACCUGUUGGCGACCUUGAGCGCCGUCUAUGUCCGCGCUCGCGAGAUCGUGUUCGGUAGCUGCUGCCUCUCUCUGUGUCUUCUUCCCGAUGCUUACUUUUGCGGCCUUCGGCGCCGUCUCUUGGCUCCCUGUUCCUGUCGUGCUUUGUCGAACGCGACCUGUGGCUAUCUUGUCUUGGAGAGUGGUCGCCCAUUGUUACUGAUUUUGAACCCUAACCCAAAAAAGUCGAAGUGAAUGGUUUUUCUGUGUGUUGAUUCAAAGGGCAGGUUCAAAGGGUCGAUAACAGCAAUUGCUGGAGGUGAAUGCGCGACGCCUUUCAUUCAGUGGGGCUUCCAGCAGCCAGCUCGCAGGGGGCCCGCAGCCUGGGCGUUGUGGGGGCAGCCUGUGCAGGGGCCUUCCAAAAGGCAGCCCACGCUCACAGAGGGAUCACCGAAUGACUCCAGCCUUACAUAAUCCGUCCCUGGCCCACCUGGCUGGAGCCUAGCUGCUCUUGGUCUCUCCCACCUUCCGACUGCUCACUGUUCACUGCUCACUGCUGACUGUUGUUCGCCUGACCACUGCCAACUCCACCCUCUGUCAUCAGCCCGACCCUCGGAUGCCUUCAUAGCAUCACAUCCUCUUGCUCUUUCUGUCCUCUUCAACCAUAAACCACAUUCUCAGUGUCCUGCACCUGUCAUUUUAGCUCCCGGUUGCCCAGCACCCUCCGAACCAAGGAACCUGCGCAUACUCUCGGUCGCUAAGUGACGAGUAACAAGCCCAGCAGCCAGCCAGUCACCCACCGGCCGCCGUGUCUUCGAUCCGUUCUACGUACGGUGCUAUUGUUAUCAAAUCAAGAACAACGGGAGACAUUCCUCUCGUCUGAUUACCCACCGCUCUUAUAAGCCAUCGUUUCCCGUCAUCCUCCCACUCACCCAUCGACCUUCUUCGCCUCGGGUGGCGUUACCGACACUGCCCCAUCCUCUUAUAUAAGCCGGCACCAUUCCCGCCACAAGAAAGCGGAAAGCCGCUGAGGCGACGAUUUCCUCUGGAAAUAUCACGGCUCCUAACAAGAGGGUUCUCGCUUCAGCUGGCCCAGAUACCGCUCCUCCCACUCCCGUCACCACAUCCUCCAACAUGGACACUGACGACGAGUUCAUGUCUACUGUCUCUAGUGAGGAUGAUAUGCUCCCGGAUGACAGCGACAAUGACAUCUCUGGUGAUGAUGACUUCGGAUUCGACGACGAGCCAGAUCCGGAUCUCGGCAUCCAGCAAGACAUAGGCCAGAAUAAGAGAGCGCCUUACGAUGUCAGCUUCAGGGUCUACGAGCCGCAGGACAUACAACAGCAGCAAGACGUUCUAAUCGACGAAGUAAACAUGAUUUUAAACAUCUCAAAAGAGGAAUCGGCAAUUCUAUUGCGGCACUUCAGGUGGAACAAAGAGCGUCUCUUGGAGCAGUACAUGGACCACCGGGAGAAGGCUCUUGAGGCUGCUGGUCUCUCCCAAACGACAUCGGGUCCACCAAAGCUGGAAGUGAUACCCGGGUUCUGCUGCGAUAUCUGCUGCGAGGAUGAGGAAGGCCUACAAUCGUUUGCCUUGAAGUGCGGCCACCGCUUCUGCGUCGACUGUUACCGCCAUUAUCUGGGUCAAAAGAUCCGAGAGGAAGGCGAGGCUGCGCGCAUCCAGUGUCCUGCCGAGGGUUGUAACAUCAUCAUCGAUGCUAGAUCAUUGGACCUGCUCGUAACCGCCGAGCUGACGGAACGAUACCACAAACUGCUCAACCGCACCUAUGUCGAAGACAAGGAAACGCUAAAGUGGUGUCCCGCCCCUGACUGCCAGAACGCCAUCGAGUGUGGCAUCAAGAAGAAGGACCUGACGAGGAUCGUGCCCACAGUCGCUUGCUCGUGCAGCCAUCGGUUUUGCUUUGGGUGCAUCCUGAACGAUCACCAACCUGCCCCUUGCGAGUUGGUAAAGAAGUGGCUCAAAAAAUGUGCCGAUGACAGCGAGACGGCGAAUUGGAUUUCGGCCAACACCAAGGAGUGUCCCAAAUGCAAUAGCACCAUCGAAAAAAACGGAGGUUGCAACCACAUGACGUGUCGUAAGUGCAAGCAUGAGUUUUGUUGGAUGUGCAUGGGUCUGUGGUCGGAGCAUGGGACGAGCUGGUACAAUUGCAACAGGUUUGAGGAAAAGAGCGGGACGGAUGCCCGUGAUGCCCAGGCCAAAUCCAGGGUCUCUCUGGAGCGUUAUCUCCAUUACUACAACCGCUACGCCAACCACGAACAGUCUGCCCGCCUGGACAAGGACCUUUUUGCGAAGACGGAGAAGAAGAUGGUUCAGCUGCAAAAGGAAUCGGGCAUGUCGUGGAUCGAGGUUCAGUAUCUCAGCGCAGCCUCGAUGGCACUGCAGACCUGCCGACAGACGCUCAUGUGGACGUACGCUUUUGCCUUUUAUCUUGCCAGGAACAACUUGACAACGAUUUUUGAGGACAAUCAAAAGGACUUGGAGUUGGCGGUCGAGUCUCUUUCCGAGAUGUUUGAGAAGCCCGUAACUGAGCUUGCGGAUAGCAGGCUCAAGGUGGACAUCAUGGACAAGACAUCCUACUGCAACAAGCGGCGGAUCAUCUUGCUUGACGACACGGCCCGGAAUUUGUCAGAAGGGAAAUGGAUCUUCAAUGUGGAAUUCAGCAAUCCGACGCCAAUCAGCGGGCCAAGCUCCCGUAAGUAGGAGUCACCCGUGGAGAUACCCAGAGAGUCACGCAUGGAAACACCAGAGACACCAGAGAGGCCCGACAACUUUUGGGACUUCAUUGCGAUAUCCGACGACGACUUUUCAGCACUUUGUGAUUGAG